CACAGUUCUACGCUACAGUAGGUUGCUCUCUCUCCAUUCCUCCCAUCUGGCGGACUGACUGGCCCAUCGCAGUCGUCUCUCUGGUCGCCCUGAGCAGUCUGCCGACACACAGACCCCUGGCAGUGUGCUGAAACCUAGAGGGAUGGAGACAGACCCUGCCUUGGAGACAUGCACUGAGAGCAGAGCAGAGACGGGGGGAGAGGAGACACGAGAGGGACCUAUCACGAGGCCCAGCCCCCUGUCCCCCAAUAGGUCUACAGCUGCUCACACUCCUACAGCACCCACCUCUACUCCCCCUCAGCUUACUUCCUCCUGCCCUCCUAAACUCACCCCUGCCCCCAAUCCCUCUUCUAGUACACUCAUCCUCACCCCUACAUUCACACCCUUUUCCUCCUCUACACCCACCCCCAAUCCACCUAAACUGACCCCCACCCCCUCACCCCCCCACACUCACCCAUAAAACACCCCCUACCCUCACCUCUACAGUACUCAACCCCACCCCAACAUUUACACCUACUUCUCCCUCACUUACUCCCAACCCCUCACCUCUAAAAUACUCACCCCCAGACUUACUCUCCCCACACUCACACCCACUCUACCUACACUCAAGCAUUCCUCGUCUCCCUCCCCUACUAAACUCACUCACAAACCUGCACCUCUCCCCCUCACUCCCCCACCCCCACCCUCACCCCUACUGCCCCUCUACUCACCCCCUCUCCCUCCCCUCCCUCCCCCACUGUAUCUGCCAUCCCUUCUCUGCCCCCUCUGUAACCCAUGGCAAAAUGUCCUUUGCUCCUGGGCCUUCCUUCUUCCUGACCAAUGGGAAUGCAAGGCCGCCCACCUCUCCACCAAUCACGCCUUUCCAUACCCCAGCCAGCAGACAGGUUCCUCUUCCUCGCCCCCUGGGUACGCCCACUCUGGUGCAAGCAAAUCAGAGCAUCUCGCCUGUUAGACCGAGGGUAUCCCAGCAGGCCUUGCUCCUGGGUCGGAGUCCUUGUUCGAGCCGAGACCAGAUGCUGCUCAGGGCCCAGAUGCUGAUUUUCACCUCUACGGUACGGCCUGUCUCUUCCUCUUCCUCUCACCCUGCCUCCGCUCAGCUCCAGAGUCUAACCCUGCGCCCCUCUGCUCCCGGCACUCUCACAAUCCCCCCCUCUUUACGUCUCAAACCUCCCUCCUCCUCCCUCUCUCCUAUCUCUCGUCCCCUUACACCCCUUUUCCCCCCUCUCCGGCCGCGCACCCAGCCCAGUUCCAUGGCAACAGACAGACAGACCCCACCUACCCGGCGCCUCUCAGUCCCGCCUCCAACUCUCUACACUUCUGUGCGUUCUGUCCCUCUGAGACCCAGACUUCAUUCUCCAAACGGCCACAGAGUGGUGCCCCCGAGACACAGCCCCGCCAUGCGACCAUUUGCUGCUGCUGCUGCCCAUCAGGCCCUACCCAUCAGACAGUGUACAGUACCAGCCACCAGUCUGUCAUCUCAAAGCCCGCCCACACAGUCCACCACUGGCCAAUCGCAGCUCAACUCAGGCUCUAGGCCCCUUCCCUUGGGUUCUUCCUGUUUUGAUCGGUUACCGCCGGCAUCAAGGCAGCUGCAAAUGAUUGCCCUCUCCGCUGGCUCCAGCAGCCGCUUCAGCAGCCAAACACGGCCUGCAGCCAACACACACACCCCAGCUUCUGUCCAAUCAAAGUGUCUGGUUCUUGAGUCCCCAUCUCCUCAGCUCGAUGCCCAAACACAGAGGACUUCUGACCACGCCUCUCCCCCUCCCACCUCCUCCAUCCACAAAGCCAACUCACCCCUACCAUACCCCCAUUAUCAGGCCAGACACAUUCAGUCAAAAGGAGAAGUGGGUAGACAGGGAGUAAGGGAGGAGAGAGAGCGGGUGGGGGGAGAGGAAGAAAAGAUGGGGGAAAUUGAAGAGGGGCAGAGGGAUAAAGAGAGGGUGGCAGGAGAGAGAAAGGUAACAGGAGAGAAAAAAGGUAUUGUUGAGAAGAGAGCGGAGGGAGAGAAGGAGGACCAGAGAGAUAAAGAGGAGGACCAGAGAGAUAUAGAGAAGGAGGACCAGAGAGAUAGUGAGAAGGAGGACCAGAGAGAUAGAGAGAAGGAGGACCAGAGAGAUAGAGAGAAGGAGGACCAGAGAGAUAGAGAGAAGGAGGACCAGAGAGAUAGAGAGAAGGAGGACCAGAGAGAUAGAGAGAAGGAGGACCAGAGAGAUAGAGAGAGGGUGGGAGAGAAGGGAUUGCUGACAAGAAAGGAGAAAGGAGAGGCUGGAGGAGAGGAAGAAUGGAUGGAGAGAGGUAAACAAUAUGAGAGACUGAGACAGAUGACAGGAAUAGAGGAGGAGGGGGAGGAAAGGAUGAAGAUAGAGCGAGAGGAGCAGAGAGAAAGGAUGGAUGUAGAGGAGGAGGAGCCGGGACAGAAAGAUGCAAUGAAAGGAGAGAAGGAGGUGGGGACUACCACUGACGAGGACAGUCCGAUAGACCCUCACCCCAAUGCAGACCCGGCUACUCAGAAUCACAUACACUUUGAUGCCCCCUCACACACACCUCAUAACCCCACCACUCAGAACGACCACCCCCUCCCCUCAGGUUACCCCAUAGACCUCCAGAGACCAUUGGACUGUCCCAUAGAGCGACCCCCAGACCUACCCCACAAGGACCAAGAGGACUUCUGUGAGAACAUGUCCACUCAGUCUGACAACCACUCAGUCUUGUCCAGUCUCUCCUCUCAGUCUCCCCCUGCCUCACCCUUCCUCACCCCUCCAUCUGACUUCCCUCCUCCUCUCCUGCCUGUUAGCCCCUCCCACUCAGAGACCCUCAGCCUAUCACAGAGCCGCUCUGAGACCCUUAGCCUAUCAGAGCGCGAGCCUUGGACACAGAGGGUGUGGCCAGAGGGCGGGAGGCGUGUCUUAACUCACCUGGUGGAGGGCUUCGUCAUACAGGAGGGGCUGCAGGCGUUCCCGGUGAACCGCUCAUCUCUGUUGUUGGGAGGGCAGGAGGGUGUCUCCCAGAAUGGGAACACAGAGGGAGCGGAGUUAUUACCAUUGACAGACACACCAGAGCCACCGGAACAUUCCAGCGAAUCAGAACGAGUGGGUGUGGCCACAGAUGACCCGCUGACAGGUACCAGAGAGAGACAGAGGGGGGUGUUACAGUGUGAGUCUUGUGGGAAGAGAGGCCAUGCCCACUCCUUCCACCGCUCCAAAAGAUACUGCUCCACUUCCUGUGCCCGCAGGCUUAAUGUAGGGAUGUCUAAACGUCUGCGUGCUCUGAGUGCAGGCAGCCAGCCAGAGGGGCGGCGCUCUGAGACAAACAAGGAGGAGUCUGUUCCUGGGAAGCCCCUCUUACUGCGACUGCCCCGCGAAAUAUGGAGCGCCCAUCGCCAUGACUACGAAGGGGAAGAAGGGCAUGCUGUUCCCAUAACAACCAGGCUGGAGCGCAGAGCUGCACGGAGGGCAAGGAGGGCAUCUGAGCCAGCGAUGACCCCUAGUAACCCCACCGUGACCUCUACUGAACCCACACCUGCACAGUGGAGUGUAGAGAAAGUCUGGGACUUUAUACACACACUGCCAGGUUGUGUGGAUGUUGCAGAGGCGUUCCGUGUUCAGGAGAUAGAUGGCCAGGCCCUGCUGCUGCUCACUGAGGACCACCUGAUGACCAGCAUGAACAUCAAACUGGGACCAGCGCUCAAGAUCUGUGCCCACAUCAACACACUCAGACACACAUAGAGAGGGGGAGAUGGAGGUGUGGUGGGACGGUGGGUGGAGGAGAAUAUAGAGAGGGGGAAAAAGGGAGGGGUGGGGGGACGGUCUAAGGCACUGCAUCACAGUGCUUGAGGCGUCACGACAGACCCGGGUUCGUUCCCAGGCUGUGUCACAACCGGCCUUUGACCGGGAGUCCAAUAGGGCGGCAAACAAUUGGCCCAGCAUUGUCCGGGUUAGGGGAGGGUUUGGCCGGCGGGGCUUUACUUGGCUCAUCGUGCUCUAGGGACUCCUUGUGGCGGGCCGAGCGCCUGCAAGCUGACUUCGGUAGUCAGUUGAACGGUGUUUCCCCCGACACAUUGGUGCAGCUGGCUUCCAGGUUCAGCGGGCGGGUGUUAAGAAACGCGGUUUGGUGGGUCAUGUUUCGGAGGACGCAUGACUUGACCUUUGCCUCUCCCGAGCCCUUUUUGGAGUUGCAGCAAUGGGACAAGAUCGUAAUUGGAUAUCACGAAAUUGGGAAGAAAAGGGGGUAAAAAACGAAAGAAAAAGUGAGGGAAAAUAGUGAUUGAUAGACGGGAGAAGAGAGAGAGGAGCGGAGAAGGGGGGGAAAACAAGAGAUCAAUUCAAGAGAUUAUCAACUGAGAGCAAUCAGUGAGAGAGGUAGGGGGAUUUUGUUAUAUUCUGUUGUGUCUAUGUACAUAUUUUACAAUGCAGUCUAUUGGUUGUAAAUCUUAAACAUUUUCAUGAAGGAUUGUAAUAUACAGUAUGUAUUUGUCUGUUUGGUAAUUAUUUUAGAAUGUGGUGUCACAUGAAAACUGUCAAAUCUGUUUUGAUUUUACACAGCUGAUACACAGAUUUUUUUGUAUCACUGUGUGGAAAAUAAGGUCUUAACUAAAGAAAUGAUUACGUUUUAUAUAUGAUCUGAGAAAAAAGUUAGGUCUUGUUUGUCUCAUAACCAUGUCGUUUUGUGAGAUUUCUUAAAUUUUUUCUCGUAUCCUUCCUAUUCAAACUCAGUAAUAAAUGAAAUUAACUUA
Oncorhynchus nerka (sockeye salmon) is the source of this 4732-nucleotide messenger RNA. Its product is annotated as protein split ends-like. Bases 783 to 3725 code for a protein of 980 amino acids. The transcript has 12 exons. Gene Ontology annotation, biological process: negative regulation of DNA-templated transcription. Gene Ontology annotation, cellular component: PRC1 complex; nucleus. Gene Ontology annotation, molecular function: zinc ion binding; histone binding; chromatin binding. Lineage: Eukaryota; Metazoa; Chordata; Actinopteri; Salmoniformes; Salmonidae. The record is from RefSeq and is a predicted model, not a curated record.